This is a messenger RNA of Acytostelium subglobosum LB1, 231 nucleotides long. RefSeq lists its product as hypothetical. The coding region runs from base 1 to 231 and encodes 76 amino acids. Lineage: Eukaryota; Evosea; Eumycetozoa; Acytosteliales; Acytosteliaceae. The record is from RefSeq and is a predicted model, not a curated record. The transcript has a single exon.
AUGAGGUACUUGAGGUCAUUCUUUAGCUUGGUGUGCAUCACAUUCUUCAAGUCCCUCCUCCGCCAGGAGUGGCGUUCCCUCAUGUCCACGCUAACGAGUCACAUCCUGGCCGGACGACCAGUCAACAUCAAGAAUGAGAUGGCCGAGUUCACUACCAAGUGGCACCUCAGCACGCCUCUGCCGCCAACUAUCAACAAAUACCUGGUGGCCGAAUUCAGAGGCCUACAGUAG